UAACCUCAAAUUAAACGAACAAAUGAUGUUUACAUGAACAUUUUGUUGUUUCUGCUGUUCUAAUUAUCGUUAAACUUGAAUAUCAGAAUGGAAACGAAGCCUCAAAAAAUGCCCAAAGUGGCAAAGGUUAAAAACAAAGCCCCCGCGGAAAUCCAAAUCACCGCCGAGCAGCUCCUCCGCGAGGCGAAAGAACGUGACUUGGAAAUCCUCCCGCCGCCCCCGAAACAAAAAAUCUCCGACCCGGCCGAACUCGCAGACUACCAACUCCGCAGACGCAAACAAUUCGAAGACAACAUCCGCAAAAACCGCACGGUCAUCUCCAACUGGAUCAAAUACGCCCACUGGGAGGAAUCCCAGAAGGAAAUUCAAAGAGCGCGCUCCAUCUACGAACGCGCCUUGGACAUAGACCACAGAAACGUGACAAUAUGGCUGAAAUACACGGAAAUGGAAAUGCGGAACCGGCAGGUGAACCAUGCCCGGAAUUUGUGGGACAGAGCGGUCACGAUUCUUCCGAGAAUAAACCAGUUCUGGUACAAAUACACCUACAUGGAAGAGAUGUUGGAGAAUGUGGCUGGGGCCAGAGCGGUGUUCGAGCGCUGGAUGGAGUGGCAGCCGGAUGAGCAAGCCUGGCAAACUUAUAUUAAUUUCGAGCUGCGGUAUAAAGAGAUUGAUAGAGCCAGGGAGAUUUAUGAGAGGUUCGUGAUUACGCACCCAGAGGUUAAGCACUGGAUUAAGUACGCGAGGUUUGAGGAGAAUCACGGGUUUAUUAAUUCAGCGAGACAGAUUUUUGAAAGAGCUGUGCAUUUUUACGGAGACGAUCACUUGGAUGAGAAGUUGUAUAUAGCGUUUGCGAGGUUUGAGGAGAAUCAGAAGGAGCAUGAUAGAGCGAGGAUUAUUUAUAAGUAUGCUUUGGACCAUAUGCCGAAGGAACAGGCUAAGGAGCUUUACAAAGCUUACACCAUUCAUGAGAAAAAGUAUGGCGAUCGGUCGGGGAUUGAGGAUGUUAUUGUGUCGAAACGUAAGUUCCAGUACGAGCAAGAAAUCCUUGAGAAUCCGACCAAUUACGACGCUUGGUUCGACUAUUUGAGACUCGUGGAGGGGGAAGGUGACGUUGAAAUAACCCGCGAGACUUAUGAAAGAGCGAUUGCGAACGUACCCCCCACCAAAAAUAAACAGUACUGGAGAAGAUACAUUUAUCUGUGGAUAAACUACGCCCUUUUUGAGGAACUAGACGCCAUAGACUAUGAAAGAACGCGUCAAGUCUAUAAAGCCUGUCUAGAUUUGUUGCCACAUAAAGUUUUCACUUUUUCGAAAAUUUGGCUGCUGUUUGCCCAGUUCGAAAUCCGCCAAAAGGACAUAAAAGCCGCUCGAAAAAUCCUAGGGACGGCGAUUGGAAAAUGCCCGAGGGACAAAUUAUUCAGGGGUUACAUUGACAUAGAAAUCCAACUGCGCGAGUUCGAUCGCUGCCGCAUUUUAUACGGGAAGUUUCUGGAGUUUGGGGCUGAAAACUGCGUCACUUGGAUGAAAUUCGCCGAACUUGAAACUCUGUUGGGGGAUGUGGAUAGAGCACGAGCCAUUUAUGAGCUCGCCAUAGGUCAAGCGAGACUCGACAUGCCCGAGUUGCUCUGGAAAGCGUACAUAGAUUUUGAGAUUUCUCAAGAAGAACCUGACAAUGCUCGACAGUUGUAUGAGAGACUGCUGGAAAGAACGUCGCAUGUUAAAGUCUGGUUGUCGUACGCCAAGUUCGAAUUGAACAAUCAGAUUGAAGAUAAUUUAAAUAUUGCGUUGGCGAGACGGGUGUACGAGCGCGCUAAUGACAGUUUGAAGAAUUACGGGGAGAAGGAGUCGAGGGUUUUGCUUUUGGAAAAUUGGCGGGACUUUGAGAAUUCGCACGGGACGGAUAGCACGAAAGAAAAAGUCGAGAGUAAAAUGCCGAAAAGGAUCAAGAAGAGACAGAAGGUUGUGGAUGAGGAGGGGGCUGAGCAAGGGUGGGAAGAAAUUUUCGAUUAUAUAUUUCCGGAGGAUGAGGCUGGGAAACCCAAUCUUAAGUUCCUGGCGGCCGCCAAAAAUUGGAAGAAGCAGAAAGAAACAGAAGCUGAUGAAUAAAGUGUUGUGUUUGUCAAGGAGUUUUGUAUGUUUGGUUAAAUUAAAUAUUUUUUCUUAA
Messenger RNA from Zophobas morio, 2164 nucleotides. Its product is annotated as protein crooked neck-like. Gene Ontology annotation, biological process: spliceosomal complex assembly; mRNA splicing, via spliceosome. The record is from RefSeq and is a predicted model, not a curated record. Gene Ontology annotation, molecular function: protein binding. Lineage: Eukaryota; Metazoa; Arthropoda; Insecta; Coleoptera; Tenebrionidae. Gene Ontology annotation, cellular component: Prp19 complex; post-mRNA release spliceosomal complex; precatalytic spliceosome. Bases 88 to 2106 code for a protein of 672 amino acids. The transcript is spliced from 2 exons.